AUGCCUGAUACAGGUUGCAUCUUCCGGCGCAAGCCAAAGGCUUUUCUGUUGGGAUGGCUGCUGUGUAUGGCAUGGCAGUUCACUGCGACGGCUGCGACCAGAUGCAAGGAGUGGGAUAACGCGGAGUCGGCUCUGCUACAAACAGUGGCUCACUUAGCUGACGCCCAAAGGGUUGGAUCUACCAUGAGAGACGUCUCCCUCGAUGCUGCGAUCAACUCGACCCAGAAGGUGGGCAACAAGGUGAAGCAGCUUUUCUUGGCUGGGAAAUUGGGGAGAAGCAGCCGAAGCAGCUCGUACUUUCUGGAACCAUCGCGUCUGCAACACUCGACAGGGACCAAUGUGUCCAGGAAGUCCAGUUGGCUUGAACAGUCGGCAGGCUUGGUAGGUGCCAUGUUAGCGACCGUCUCCAUCACAAUGGCAGACAUUCUCUGGAUGAUUCCGUACAUCACGAACGAAGUCACAGGACGGUGGAACUCGCUGUUCUUCGUGGUGCUGCUCCAAGUUUUGGCCACCCUCUCUAUUCUGCUGGCGGAUGAGGAGGACCAGAGCUUGAAGCGUGACUCCCACGCGCAGAGGUGGAUCGAUGUUGCCAGCGCCGCGCUUCUCUGGCUCUAUGCUUUCUACCUGUACCUGGAUGAGCAUGUCUUCCAGAAGGCGCUGGCGGCGGAGCCGGAGGCCACCCCCGAAAGCGAAGCGCUCGACGAGACAUGCUGUGACACAGCUCGUGGUACGACCAAGUACAGCAGAGGUUCCUUUGUCGUGCUCGCCCUUCUGAACUCGGUGGACCAGGUGAUCGUCUUUGUGCCCUUGGUCUCCACCGGCAUGGUGACGGCCAUGGAGCUCCAGGUUGGCGUCCUCAUCAGCUCCACUUUGUCAAUUGCAGCAUGCUUUGCAGCUGGGCAGCUAACGUGUGUGGUGGACACCAUCAAGGCCAUCCCGCUCUGGUUGCUGGUAACCUUCGUCGGGGUGGGUGCUUUUGUUGGACUUCUCCACGAAAGCCGUGAUUUUCGCGGGAAGCCCAGCAAGCCGUUUUUUGCUUCAGAUUUCUGGCCGACCACGGUUAAUGAUGAUCCCGACCUGGCGCGAAUCAGUGUCCAGGUUUCUGCAUGCAACUUCUGCAUUGAGCUUGAGGAUGCGAUGCAGAGGAAGGUGUGCCUGGUGGAUCAUGCUGGCGAGCUGUACACAGAGCUGAGCGCAGCUGACCACUGGGACACCGCUGUUUGUCCGAGUUUGCCUCGGCGUCGCUCCGUCGUCAGGCUUGGCUGCUUGCAGCUCAGGCUGGACCCCGAGGAGGCGCUGAUGGUCACAGACUUGCUCCUCAGCUUCCUGGAGCAGUGUGACAUGCCCGCGGAGCUGCUAGCUGACCUUCUCUCGCCAAAGCACGCGGAUGGUCUUAGAGACAUACUGUUAGCUCCGGAUGGGAUCGCGAUGCCAGAGUCUCCGCCAUGGCCUCCGGACUUGAGCCUCACAUGCCCGGACACCGUGCACGUGCUUCUGCCCUGUGGGGUGUUGCCGCCCUUGGCGCUGAGCUUUGACGUCUGCUCCCAGCGCGCUUGUGAGACAGGCAGUCUGACGCUUCAACUCCGCGACCUGACCACCUGGCUGUUACCUUCCUUGCCUCCUCUGUGGCCGGACGACUGGACCCCGAAGAAGAGGAUGGUGCACUGCCCGUCCGUGCUCUUGUCUGUGACGCCGCAGGAGCUCUCGGUCCAACUCUCCGCUCUGAGCGUCUCCUUCGCCCCCAUGGCCCUGACGCUGCUGACACGGGGGCUCCGCCGCUGGGGCAACGCUCAAAAGGAUGUCGCUCCAAUCAUGGAGAAGCGCAGCACCUUCAGCAGUUCCUUCGGAAGCUCAGGUGAACUUGCAGCCUCUCCGAGAGACUGGCACUUCACCUUGCGUAUGCACGUGCCGCAGAUCGAGCUCGAACUCCUGCUCGCAGAAGUACCGGUCAUGAAAGGCCGUCUACAACAGUGGAACCUGGCCUUGGAAGGCGCGUGUAGCAGCGGCCUCAGUAUUUUUUCUUCUCUGGACUCGGCCUUCCUUUGGGUGGCCGGGUCGAGCCGACCUGUGCUGAAAUUCCUUGGCGCCUCCCAUCUCUCGAUCGCCCUUCCACUGGGGGAAUCAGCCUUCAAGGAGGAGCUUGCGGUCCGCUGCCUGGUGGCACCGCUUUGGGCAUGCAUCGAUUGCACGGCCUUCUCUCUGAUGCUCGAUUAUCUGACAGAGCUCGAAGAGGCAUUUGCCAGCAACUCGUUGGCCUGUGAAUCCACCGUGGACUUGAGCGAUCACCAGCUACCUGCGCAGAUGUACACAGCGCCACUGUCCAAUGCCGUCUGCUGCCUUUUGCCAGAAUGCUGCUAUCGAUUGCAGCAGUGGGACGUGCAUCUGGCACUGACCAGCCUUUCGAUUUUCAUCCCAGCGACAGCAGACAGAGACCCUGAAGGAAUCCUGAUUGGCUGUGCGGCGAAGUGGUCUCUGCGGCAGUUGAGGAGCCGAUGUUUGGUGUCGAACUUCUUUGCAGUCCAGGCAUUGCAGAGCACUUCACUCUCAGCGCCAAAGGGUAUUGACGGGGCCAUCCUCCACCCCUGCCGGCUGAAGCUCGAGCUGAAUCUAGCACUGGAGCCUUCUCAAGUGCUUCGAGGCGUAACUGGUCGCCUUGUCGUAGAUCCUGUUUGCAUCUCGCUGAAGACUGAACAUGUUCCAUUGCUCCUUCAGAUCUGGGAAUACCUUUGUAACCUGGACGAUGCGCUUGCUGCAUUCGGGGCAGACCAGUGUUUUGAGCGAUCUUCAAGCACAAGCAGCUUGACUUGCAGGGCCAAGACGGAUUGGUCUGACCAUGCGGAGUCAACCCGCCGGCUCUGGAGAGCAAGCUUCAAGGACCUUCAAAGGGCAGCGAAGGUGCUGGAAGAAUUGAUCCCAGAGUGUUUCUUGCAGUUCUGUGAGCACAUGCUUAGUCUGGUGUGUGCUUGUAGAUUGCAGCUGGAAGUGGAAUUUUGUGCGUUGCACGUCGGAUUAGUGCAGUCUUCUACCGACGCAGAGCUUGUCAUCGUCUUGGUGGAAGAUACACUCGUUUCACUGGAUCGGACUCUGGCCGGCUUCGCCACGCAGCUAGGCUUAGGGGGAGCCCCUUCGCCACUCUCCGGGACUUCUGCAAGCAGCGCGCCAACCUCGCCGGUCACACGUUGUCCACGGCGUCGUGAGCAUCUUAUGAUUCAAGUUGGUGCGGUGUCUGUUGACAUUACAUCCACUGAGCUGGCCAGGGGAGCAAUGCUGCUGGAGCCCGUUUGCAUCGUCUUGGACUUGUAUGAAGGUCACAGACAUCAACCAUCCAGCUGCAAAGUUUCUUGGGUGAAUCUGAACGUAAGCUCGGCACUGAUCGAGACGAUGGUGAGCUUGUACAACGACGCGGUUGACAGAACAGCCUCAAUGCGACCCUUCGAGGCCACCAGUCCUGGGGCAACGCCGGUGUCUCCGCGAUGUUUCUCGCCCAGUGCGCAGCCGCCCACACCAGUGAAUGCGCGUCCGGUACUUCAGCGUCAGGUGAGUAUUUCUUCGCGUCAGCCCCAGCUGGCGGUAUGGAAUGAGCUUGGUCAGGACAUUGCUUUGACUGUGAUGGACACGGGAGGUUCGCACGUUUCAGAGCACAUCGCAAGUGAGACAAAAGGCAUUGUCCAGAUGCCAUGGUGUGGUAUCCGCACUUCCAGUGCCGGUGACCCUCGGGGAUGGUCGGUGCAGCUGCGAAUUGCUGAAUUGGCUGACAUGGAUGUUUCCCUGCACCUGUCGGCAGCGGCAGCCAUCAAGUCUGUCGCCGUGAAGAAAAAAUAUCCGACCAGCAGUUCGUCGAUCACCGGGUCGCUGAAACGACUGACUUCCAAGCUGCGCUGCAAUAGCAGUGAGACCAACACCAGCACUCAGAGCAACUUGGACUUUGCAAUGAAAGCAACGCCUUCCACUUUGCUUUCGGGACAGUGCUGGAUGCUGGUGCGCACCGAAGUCGGCAGCAAGCUUCACGAGCUCGAGGUGCACAUCAGUUCCGUCCUCUUCUUGGAGAAUCGGACCAGCGUAAGCAUCUCAGUGGCACCCUACGGAACUCCACUGGAGAACUUCCUGGAGCUUGCUCCCAAGAGCCGACCCCAGCCCGUCCCCGUGGCCUGGCUCACGAUCGGAGCGGAUGGGAAGUUGCCGCCGACUCUCUGGGCCGGGGUGACCCAGGAGCUGAAAACCCCUCCGCUGGGGAGCUCUGGCAGCUCCCUGAGCAUGACGGCGGUGAUGUCUGGGGUGUCGGGAAGCACCGACUCUAUUGCUUGGACUUGGAUGAGAAGCCAACGUAAGAAAGGCAUGCUCCAACCGCUGAUUGGCUCGCGGACUUGGCAAGCGAUCUGUCGUUACAAAAGCAUGGUUGCAAACGACUACUUCCUUCGCUCACGGAUGAUUCGACUGCAGGAUCGCUUGGGAGACGAGUGCGCCUGCUUCUCCGCGACCGUCUCCGGCGUCAGCGCGGACUUGCAGGCGUCCCUGCAGGCCUUGAUCUUCUCGGUUGCCCUGGAUCCUGCUGCCCAGAUAUGUAACCGAAUGCCUUGUCCAUUGGAGCUGAGCACAGUGGAUGGCCCCGUUGUCAUCCGGCCUGGUGCGGAUAUCGACAUUCUAAAGCCAUCUCAGCAACUGCAGCUCUCCUUACAGGCUCCGAUCUCCACCGGCAUCUCAGAUGAGCCCGUCCGCCUCCAUCUCGCCACAGGCCUCUGGGCGGACCGAUUACCAAGAGAGAAGCAUCAGAAGCAGCUCAUCUUUGAGGGUGAUGAGAAGGAAAAGAAGGACAGGGACGACAAAGAACCUCCACGCCUGGUGGCAACGCUGGAAACAGAGCCGGGCUUGACGAUGUCGGAGUCCUGGGCGCCGCUGCAGGUGCGUCAGUACUCGCCACGCUCCUUGCGGCUCGUCUUCUUCACGCAGUAUUGGCUGAUGAACCGACGGAGUGACUGCCGUGUUUGCCUUCCACGGGUGGACCUCCCGGCGAGGGCCGAAACAGGCUUGGCGAGAUUCGGCAGCAAGCGUCCUGGUCGUGCAACACGGCAUGCGCUGAUGCAGUAUGACCGCAACUCCUUGCGAAUGGUCUCGGAGGACUUAGUGAGGCGCGGCAAGAUCCGGCUCGGCCUCUGUGACCAGCGCUACAAUGCAAACGGCGAGUCGCUGGUUCCAGUGACCCAAGCAUUCAGGAUAAGACAACCCACGGUGGGUUCUGCAACGGCACCUCGCACAGACCGCAAUCCAGUGCAGCGGUGCUUCGGAUAUACAGUCAGACCCGCACCGCUUCCAUUUCACCGGACGCUGAUUGUGGAGGUGGUGCGGCGUUACACUCUACUGAACCACAAGGAUCACCCGUUGUUUUGCUUUGAGCAGAGCGUUAGCUUGGCACCGCUGGAGAUUGCAGCAGGUUCCUCUGCCGCCUUCGAUCCCCAGGGAGCUAAGCUGCAGAUCGCAAUCAGUGGAGUUGGGCCGAUUUAUGGCACCGCGGCAGCUGGAAAUGCUGCUGUGAGUGAAAGGCCGCCAGAUCGGGUGUCGACCCUGCCCAACAGGCUGAAGCACGAAGUUGCAGACCUGGAAAGCGGGCGCCGUGCCCAAAAGAGGGCUGUCACUUGGGCGGACCAGUACCAGGCCGACAACUGUGAACCCGACUUGGUCUUAGAAGCCAGGGAGGAUGACCAGUGGGGAUGCUCUUCAGCUUCCUUCGGGCUUGCAGAAACGAGCAGAAGUCGCUUCCAGCUGAUGCAUCAGCUUGAUUUGUCCUGCUUUGUACCUGCCAUGGCAUGUGCAUCUGCACACCUUGCGCGACCUGAGCCAUUGGUGGGACCCGCCGAGCCGCCCACAGCCUAUGGCCGUGCCUGGUGCUUGACGGCUGUUGAUACUGUAGUGGAACAAAGCUCGGUGGUGGUUCGCUUCUCAGAGCCACUGCGGCCGCAGUUCCGUAUCAUCAACCGCACCGGUCACCCGCUGGGUCUGUGCCAGGAUUCUGAAGGGGCGCCUUCCUUGGAGCUGGCGCCCGAAAGGCGAAUGAGCUUCUGCUGGUUCCAGCCCGAAGGGCCCCAGCGGCUGAAGCUUCGGCUCGGACCGAAAGAGCACAGCUACGAGGUUGGGACUGUUGAGGAGCACUCGCCGCCGCUUCACGUGGAAAGACCUCCGCAAGGUGCUGCUGCAGGCUGGUUUCGGGAGGAGUUUUUGGUGCAGACACGAGUGGUCAGAGGAUCACGGGAGGUUCAUAUCCACCCCCACUGCCGUCUCACAAACAUGAAGGGGCAACCUCUUCUGGUACGAUCCGGGAACGCGAAGGCAGGUGAAAUGGCUGUUGUUCCUCAUGAAGGCUCUGUUUGCCUCCAGAGAGAAUCCAAGACGUCCGAGCAGGUGUUCCUUCAAAUUGCAAGUUGUGCGCAAGACUGUACUCUUGGUGCGUCGGCAACACACUGGUCAGCACCGAUCAUGCUUACCAAGAGCUUGUCCGGGCACCGGGGAUUCCUGCGACACAUGACCAGUGGUGGAGCAGGCAUGACGUCUGUCUUUGAGAUCACCAUGGUUGAUGUGAAGAAAGAUCCGGUCUCAGAUUUCCUGGUCGUGGAGCUUCGUCCCUACGUUCAGUCAAAGUGCCCGUACUUCAUCGAGAAUGCAAGUCGCUUUUGCUGCAGCAUCAGCCAGCUGGACGGACCGGAAGCAGGGGCUACCCUAGAUCUUUUCCCACAGGAGAGUGCGCCUUUUGUUCCGGUGGGCGCGGUUUUGGGAGGUGCCGGCAGCUUUCAGGUGAGACUCUCCGCGCUGGGGGAGGGUGACGAAGCUGAUCAAAGCACAGUGAUUGACAUCGAGCUGCCGCAAGAGACGAUUCUUGGGCCGUUGCAUGUUCAAGUGCUGAAAGAGAGACCUCGUCACAUUAUCAUCAGAGAUGUGGGAGCUGUGCAAAAAUCCGGACUCAGGAGGUCUCGCAAAAGUCAGCUGCAAGCAUUUCCUCCAUUUUUGCUGAUGAGGCGUCUACUUGGCUCUGGCAAGGCUUGGAUCCCUGACUGGAAGGAGAACAAAGACAAGCUGGCUGUUCCAAAACCGAUCCCACUGUCUCCCAGAAGACGCACCCGAUUGAACAGCAAUCAGUUUGGGAGCCCUGCAUCCUCGCGGAAAAGAACCCUCCACCUCGGAACUUCAAGACAAUCAAGUCCCGGCGGGGCGCGUCGCAGACCUACGCACUUCACCGGAGCGUCCACUCCACGUCUCCUCCCACUGCCAACGGCACAUUCGUUGGGUUCACCUAUCUCCCGUCUCAGGAAGGGCACGCUGGAUAUCUUUUGGACACGCAGUGGACGGAAGCAUUCAUAUCGAUCCAACGGAGUCGUGUUCCAACUUUGUGCAGAGGGGGCAGGCAUCACCCUGGUGGACAGCACUGCCUUGCACGAGGUUGCUUAUUUUUGUGUGGAAACGCUGGUCAUCAGCUCUACCCGAGAUGGGGCACAGCAUGAACUUGACAUCAAACUCGGUUGUGUGCAAGUUGACGUGAGGGACAACGGUGCUAGCUGGAGAAGCAACGUCAUGCUUCGCCCGCAACGGGCGCGCCUCCACAAUCCUGUUCGGGCCGUGAAGGAGAAACCUUUCCUGGUCUGCAGUGCAACCUGGACAGCGCUGGAUCGUGGAGCAGGUGCAGCUGCUCACCUGGAGGUUGAGAGCCUUCGGAUCGAUGUCCAACCCAUUGAGCUGCGCUUGGACACCAUGAGCUGUUUCCAGCUGGCGCACUAUGGCUUGGAUUUGCUACGCAGGGCCGAGCCGAUAAUUGCAUCCCACCCGCUGUUUGGGCACUUGCGGCUGAUGCUGAAGACGCACUGGAGGAGUGAUGGAGAGCAACUGCUGGUUGCAGAAGAGGGCGAAGCUCGAGAUCCUGUGCUCGGAGAACCUCCGUGCCCUGAGGGUGACGACUUCAAUGUACCUACGCCGGUCUUCCUCAAAGAGCUGUUCGUGAGGCGCAUUCAGUUCUUCGUAUCGGUGCGAUUCAACGGAAAGGGGGCCACCGAUUGCCAGGGCAACGAAGCCUUGCACGCCGUGGAUAUUUUGCUUCGCAAGCUGAUUCCGUUCGACGUCUCGCAGGCUCGGAUUUCACUUGGACCGUUUUUUCGAAGGCGGGGAUCAGCUCCAAGCUCGCCCAGCUCCACGAGCCCGCUGUGGAGGCGCCUGCUGCGUUACAUCCCCUGCAUUGGUGACACGGACGGCGACGCUCACCUGUCGGAUGAGUUUUUGCCCCACGGCUUUCAUGAGCUGGUGUCUGAAGCUGCAUCGGCCUCCGGCACGGCGGUUCUGCGACAAAUCCCGCAGUUGCUUGGUGCCCAGCGGGUGCUUGGAAGCCCGGCACAGCUCUGCGCAGAGCUGAACCAAGCGCUGCGCCUGGCGCUCUUUGGCGUUUGCAGCUGCAGCCCCUGGCUUUUGAUCGCAGCACUGCUCACAGUGCUGGCAGCUGUUCUGGAGUCAGUGGAGGGCAUCUUCAUGAUCGUUGCAAAGACAACUUGCCGCAUUACUGCUGGCACUGUCCCCACUGGCCUUCGCAAAGAGCCUUCUGGUGUUGCAGGUGCUUUGAUGGAUCUUCUGUGGUAUGGCUUCCCUUGGCAUGCCCAGCAACUCUAUCGAGAGUGCAGACGCCAGUGUCACAUUGCUUUCUCUGCCCACUCGAUCACCGUCAGCCUUCGGUGCUUGCUCGAAGGGACCUGGCACUUUGUGUUCUCGAUCCUGUCCUCCAGCAUGGUGAUUGUCGCAAAACUUUUUCAAUCGAUGCAGCUACUAUUCCACACUUUGGCAUGGUACGUUUGUCCCGAGCGCGUGGCAGAGUUGGGUGCUCCCUUAUCCCGGCGAGUGGGGCCUUUGCUCUUUCACAUCGGCUCGCCCUUGCAGUAUUCUCACUCUGUGACUUCCAUUAUGGGCGUGGUCAACAGCGCCGUCAGGGGCACCCGCCUUCGCGACUGGCGAUUGCGGCAUUUGCCGGGAGGUGACGGAUCUCUGCUUGCGGUACAAGGCUCCGGAUUUUUCCUCGUGCGGUCAAGCGCCAUCAGACGAUGUGUACCUGCACGUGAAGCAGACGUCUUUCUGGCUUGGCAAGCGCGGGGGAACUGGGAAAGGGUGGAGCUUCGUCUUGUCCGGCCCACCCUCAGAACGGAGAGCCACCGACACGAGAUGCGCCGUCGCUUCGUGCUAUGCCUUUACCGGAGGACGGCGCCUUACUGCAAGGUGCUACGACUCAGGAGCCGGCGCGCGGCUCUCUGUGCCUUCAGCUUCGCUCAGGCCAACACGAUGGCAAAGAUUAUCUGGAUGGCGAUGUCGUAUGUCGUAUCGGGCCAGGACGACAUCGUAAUGAAGACUUGUCAGCACUACUGGCGUGUGCUCACCAUCUGCAAGACGAUUGCACAUGGGCUGCAAGCCAGUAAGCUGACGUAUGUCCUUUGCACGCCAGAGGUCGGCAUCAGUUUGUGGACAUUGGAUAUCAUGUUUUGGUGCCGGGUGCAGAGCCGCCAGGCAGGCCUCUGA
Molecule: messenger RNA, 9531 nt
Organism: Symbiodinium sp. CCMP2456
Lineage: Eukaryota; Dinophyceae; Suessiales; Symbiodiniaceae
Source: the annotation of a GenBank genome assembly